Molecule: messenger RNA, 2043 nt
Organism: Lichtheimia ornata
Lineage: Eukaryota; Fungi; Mucoromycota; Mucoromycetes; Mucorales; Lichtheimiaceae
Exons: 2
Coding region: 1-2043 (680 amino acids)
Molecular function (GO): protein binding
Source: RefSeq, a predicted model, not a curated record
AUGCCCAUUCAAGACAACAUCGACUGGACCGAAUUGCUCAAGGACACCAUUGUCACGACUCAGCAUUGUAAUGACGGCGACCGAAUUGCAGCGGCAACCGAGACUCUACAGCGAACAGCCCACCAAUUCGUGGAGGUGCUCAAUGAACGUGCCAAGCUUUUAGCCAACAGUGCCCAGUUUGAAAGAGCGUUACAAGAUGCGGCAGCCAUAACAGCCAUAUUACCAAGUUCAGGGCUUGGAUACUUGCGUAUGGGAGACGUGUAUUGUCAACAAGGGCAUCAUGCAGCAGCCAUUUCCAUAUAUGAUCAAGGGCUUCAAGCAGUGCCAGAAUCAGAUGCCCAUUAUCAGCAGCUUCAACAAUGUCGAAUGGAAGCGGCAACCAACAACAGCAAACGCAUCGACUUUAUCAGUCAGCUUCCAUUGGAUAUUGUCAUCACCAACAUUAUACCAAGGAUUACGUCCAGGACCUAUUUUGAAUCAUCAUGCGAAUACCUCUUGGUGUCACGUGCAUGGCAGGAGCGCAUCUUGCAGCAACCCAAGGGCUUGAAGUUCCACUUUGGCAAAAACGUCCACACAUUCAAAAGCGGGCACGUAAAACUUGUUCGAUUUGCACCGUAUGUUCAGAUCUUACGAGGAUAUCUAUGCGACCUUCAUUUGGAUGAUCUCUUUCGUCGGGCUCAUUUUUCAAAACUAAAAGAUUUAUGGUUACAUUGUAAUGAUACAACUCCCCACCGCCCGUUUAUCAAUGGCCUAGAGUUGGUUGCCCAUUCACUGGCCCGCAUGACCAUUCGUGGUAGUUGCUCUUCUAUUGAAUUACGUGAUAUUGUGGAGACUUGUCCAAAUCUUGAAUAUAUGGAAACGUGUGGAGUGGAUGUCACGAUGCCUUCGUCGUCUACAGCAAGUUAUCCCAAGAUGACACACCUAUACCUUUACGAGAUAUCAGAAUCAGCUCUCGCCUAUGAUAAUAUGGUCGAUGUCCUUAGCCGCUUUCCAUCGUUGUUGUUACUCGGAGUGUCGCCAAUGCCUGAAUCCCGUCUUUUGACUCUCCUGAAGGACCAGUGUCCUUAUCUUCAGAGGCUUUUUUAUGGUCCCGAACCGCUUGAUUAUACACCUCCAGACCCAAUGACUGUUUACCCGAAUCGCAGAGGGGUGGUAUCGGCCCAUUUAGGUGGUGGCUCCUAUGAUCAAGACGAUCUGAUCCGAUUUCUGUACCAGCAAAGAAGUUCUCUGGAGAUGAUUUUUUUUGAUGGCAAGAUUACAAAGGAUGACGAUGCCAUUUGGGAAAUAUUGGAUGGGAGAAUAUUGGAAAGCAAUAUUCGAGGAGGAAGCAUUGAUGAUGAUGAUGAUGACCCAUCACAACAACAAUCAGAGGCAUCUUUCGUGCGACUAGUCGACUUUGAUUUUUGGGUGAUGAACGAGACCCCAUCUACACCUUUCAUGCAGUGGAUUCUAUUGAACGCUCCCAAUAUCAAGACUAUCUGCAUCCUUGAUUCAAAUUGUCAACCCGAUAUCGCAGCUGCCAUGAGCAACUUGAAGCACCUGUCCAAAGUGGUAUUCGAUACAAAAAGAGGCAGCAUCGACAACAUGGGGAUCCAACAGUUCCUGGAAUACCAUAUUUGGACAAUGGGUGACGCUUCAACACUUGAAGAAGUCGUUGUGUACAUGAAAGAUAUGUCUGAUGUCGCGUGGAUACCUUUAUUGUACCGAUUGAAACGUCUCAAAACUCUCAUGUUACUUGCUAGCACCAUUUCCGAAAAUUGCGUAUUAUCAAUGCAUGAGCUAUGUCAACGCUGCCCUGCGCUCGAGGAUUUAACCCUUGGCAAGGAUGGGUGUGAAAUGGCGAAUGGUCUUUUGAAGCCUUUGCGUCGACAUCCGAAUCUCAAGUACCUUAGUGUUUCAGCAAGAUCUUUAUCCGAGAACGACCUUACUGCUUUGUGUGCAUUCCGCAAGUUAAAAUACCUCUAUCUUCAAUGCCCCGUUCCAAAGUAUUUGCUUGAGAUAUUGCAAGACCAUAUACAGGAUGUUGAGAUUGAUAGUGCAUAG